This is a messenger RNA of Staurois parvus, 606 nucleotides long. Lineage: Eukaryota; Metazoa; Chordata; Amphibia; Anura; Ranidae. The record is from the annotation of a GenBank genome assembly.
CGGAAGUAAGUCUGCAGCGGGUACCUGUCAAUGUCAGCAGUCGCAGUCUCAUCUCCUGUACUGUCCACAGUCUCUGGUCAUCCCUGUACUAUGUCUGCAGUCUCUGGCCAUCACCUGUACUAUGUCUGCAGUCUCUGGUCAUCUCCUGUACUGUGUUCGCAGUCUCUGGUCAUCUCCUGUACUAUGUCCGCAGUCUCUGGUCAUCUCCUGUACUGUGUCUUCAGUCUCUGGUCAUCUCCUGUACUAUGUCCGCAGUCUCUGGUCAUCUCCUGUACUAUGUCUGCAGUCUCUGGUCAUCUCCUGUAUUGUGUUCGCAGUCUCUGGUCAUCUCCUGUACUAUGUCCGCAGUCUCUGGUCAUCUCCUGUACUGUGUCCGCAGUCUCUGGUCAUCUCCUGUACUGUGUCCGCAGUCUCUGGGUCAUCUCCUGUACUAUGUCCGCAGUCUCUGGUCAUCUCCUGUACUAUGUCUGCAGUCUCUGGUCAUCUCCUGUACUGUGUCCGCAGUCUCUGGUCAUCUCCUGUACUAUGUCCGCAGUCUCUGGUCAUCUCCUGUACUAUGUCUGCAGUCUCUGGUCAUCUCCUGUACUAUGUCUGCAGUUCAUUGGU